Molecule: messenger RNA, 1198 nt
Organism: Salpingoeca rosetta
Lineage: Eukaryota; Choanoflagellata; Craspedida; Salpingoecidae
Exons: 8
Coding region: 89-832 (247 amino acids)
Cellular component (GO): mitochondrion
Molecular function (GO): holocytochrome-c synthase activity
Source: RefSeq, a predicted model, not a curated record
CGUCAACUGAAUUCAGUCUAGACCACACACGUGGAUUUCAGGGGCAUUGCACGCACGACAACACACGACGGACCAACACCAAGCCACGAUGAGUGAGAGCAGCAGCAACAGCAGCGGUAGCAGUAGCACUGGAAAGGCAGCUGGACUGCUGUCUGGUGGCUGUCCUGUGCUUCACAAGCGCGGUGACAAGCAGCAGCAAGAACAACAGCAGCACCAGCAGCAGCAGCAACAGCCGCGAACAGAGCCGCCAGACACUCCGGACAGGCCCAUCAACCUGGAUCACGCGGCAGUGAAAGUGGAGGUGAAGGAGUCAGACCACCCAUACGAUCAGGUGCCGGAUUCUGUCAUCCCAGCAGCAGGUCGUGGCAACUCGGACGAUGGCAAAGCGUGGCUCAACCCUUCAGCACACCAGCUCUUCCGUGCAUUGAAGCGCAAGGACAAACCCAUUGACUACGAGGAUGCCCUCGUCGUCGCCCAAGUGCACGAAAUGGUCACAGACUUCUCGUGGAAGGCGGUCAUGGAAUACGAGCGGCUGCAUCAGCAGGAGUGCCCGAAUGUGACAUUGGCGCGGUUUGAGGGCAAGGACGGUAUUUACAGCCCAAAGGCACGCAUCCUCAAGACACUCUUUGGGUACAAACCGUUUGACCGCCACGAUUGGACGGUGGACCGGUGCGGAAAAGAGGUCCGCUACAUCCUCGACUAUUACGCAUACGACAACGGCGAGGGUGAUAUUGAGUACACAGUGGACGCAAGGCCUGCUGGCGUUGGCGGGAUGGUUGACCGCUUCCGCGUCGCGUUUACAAAGUGGAGGAACGGCGAGUCGUGGUACUGAGGGCGACAUGAUGGUGCGGUGCCAUCAUGUGACAACUGGACCAUGAGAUGGCAUGAUGUGAUGGUGUGCAUGGCAUUUUGAUGCGAAAGACCCGGGGAAGGCGUACACGAGUUGCUUGUUUCUUGUUUGCUCGUUUGCUCGAUUGAUCGUUUGCUUGUUUGCUCAUUUGCUUGAUUUCUUUGGUUGGGACUCCAGCUGUUCUCGCUCUGGCUUGUUCCACUUCCCACCCCCGCUCCUAAUUUCCAACUUGUACUUCUUCUUCCUUGCUUCGCGUGCUGCUGGACUGUGCACCGCAUUGUAUUGAACUGACGACAACAACACCAACAUGGACAAUAACGCACGCGCCGUGUGGGAAACGGAACAAAC